AUGGAUGCCGAGAAGAUAGUGAUUCCCAAGCCCCAGUUUCUCUCCAAAAAGCCCGAAUACCCUGCGCCAGCUUCGUCCAGCAAUCUGUACAAUCCCUACAAAGACAAUAGAAAGCUCCUUAUAGAAGCUGAACACCGGGCAUGUGUUAAGGAAGCCGAGGCUAGUAGAUCGGCUAUUGCUAACCUGACAAAAGAGAUGGUAUCUGCCCAACAUGCUAAUUCUUUCAUCAUUGAAGAAACUUGCUCAGAGACCACAGUUGAGAAUUUCAUCCCGCAUCCUACAGUAGGAUUUGGUGCUGGUCAAGUGUUUUUGCCCACUGACCCAAAAGUGUCCAACAAUGUCAUUCAGUCGACCAUACCCAGUAGCUCUGAAGAACUUACUGCUGAUUCUAUUGGGAAAUGAAGCCCACUCUAGUGUGAAGAUACUGUUCAAGACCAGUGAUGGAAGCUUCGUCACUGUUAGUGACGAAGUUCUCCAGAUCUUCAGAAGGAUGAUAUGCCAAUAUCAAGUGAUAGACGAAGUUGAAAAAUUAGGCGACGUUCAGGAUUUGCAACUGACAAAGGAUAUGACCAAUGCGGCAGCUGGAGAUAUACCACUUUUUCCGGAAACUUUUGAUCUAUUCGGCAAUGCUCAAACAGACUCGGCAAAUAUCACCAAUGAACCACGUGAAGUAGUGGAUAACGCUGGUGCUUUGAUCGACCCGGAAAACGUAGGGAUACCUUCACUGGACACUGAAGGGUUGAAUGAGAGCUAUCCAGUCGAAAAGCAUAAACGAAGCAUGCCUAGUUUGGACUUUUCUCCUGAUAUGUUUUUCGCUGACUGAUAACAAGAGGAUUUGUUUGGAAGAGGACACCUCGAAGCAGUGACAUGUUGU
Molecule: messenger RNA, 874 nt
Organism: Acanthoscelides obtectus
Lineage: Eukaryota; Metazoa; Arthropoda; Insecta; Coleoptera; Chrysomelidae
Source: the annotation of a GenBank genome assembly